Cornus florida is the source of this 1206-nucleotide messenger RNA. Its product is annotated as ras-related protein RABE1c. Gene Ontology annotation, molecular function: GTPase activity; GTP binding. Gene Ontology annotation, cellular component: plasma membrane. The record is from RefSeq and is a predicted model, not a curated record. Gene Ontology annotation, biological process: regulation of exocytosis; protein secretion. The transcript has 9 exons. The coding region runs from base 294 to 941 and encodes 215 amino acids. Lineage: Eukaryota; Viridiplantae; Streptophyta; Magnoliopsida; Cornales; Cornaceae.
GAGCGGAAGUAAAUGAAGUGAGGACUCUUUCUCUCUCUCCGUUGGAGACUUGCUAGCGUGCGCAGCAGAGUAAACGGCGCACGAUAACAAAAUGUAUUAGAGACCCUGCGCAUGAUAGCCACCAUCGUAGGGAGCUUGUAGGUCGGACGGUGAACUAAUUAAACACUUCGGUUAUUUGGUAAAAACAAACAUAAUACUCUCUUUCUCUCUCUAAAACUUCCAUGGGCGAUCUCUCUCUUUAUUUCUGAUUGGUUAUAUAUAAUUUGAGAAGGUUUUUUCGUGUUGCUUCUUCAAUGGCCGCUCCACCUGCAAGGGCUCGAGCCGAUUACGAUUACCUCAUAAAGCUCCUCCUGAUCGGCGACAGCGGUGUGGGUAAGAGUUGUCUUCUUUUGCGUUUUUCUGAUGGUUCCUUUACUACCAGUUUUAUCACUACCAUUGGCAUUGACUUUAAAAUAAGAACUAUUGAGCUUGAUGGCAAACGGAUCAAGCUCCAAAUCUGGGAUACAGCUGGUCAGGAGCGGUUCCGAACAAUCACAACUGCUUACUAUCGUGGAGCCAUGGGUAUUUUGCUGGUCUACGAUGUUACAGAUGAAUCAUCUUUCAACAACAUUAGGAACUGGAUUCGCAACAUUGAGCAGCAUGCUUCUGACAAUGUCAACAAGAUACUUGUAGGGAACAAGGCUGACAUGGACGAAAGCAAAAGGGCUGUGCCUACUUCCAAAGGCCAAGCACUUGCUGAUGAAUAUGGCAUUAAAUUCUUUGAAACUAGUGCAAAGACAAAUCUUAAUGUAGAAGAAGUUUUCUUCUCAAUAGGAAGGGAUAUAAAGCAAAGGCUUGCAGACACCGACUCCAAGGCCGAGCCUACAACAAUCAAAAUUAAUCAAUCAGAUCCAGCAGGUGGGGCAGCUCAAGUUGCCCAAAAAUCAGCUUGCUGCGGUUAAACAAACAAUUUAUUGCAGGAGCAGGGCCACAUUUUGGGUGCUACCUCCAGAGAAAAAUGAAAAUGGGAAAUCUAAUUGCGAUGACAUUGUUUUGGGUGCGUGUAGUUCUUUAUAUUAUCUUUCUUUUCGAACCUCUUUUAGUGUUUGAAAGGUAGUAUCUUAUUAUUUUGAGAAAUUUAUAUGUUUCACAUCUCGUUUUGUUCUUGAAAAUUUAAGUUCUUUUUGCUGAGAGACAUUAUGGUAUGGCCAUGUUUGUUUGGCUGGA